AUGUCAAGCAAGAUAUUUAAAACAGAAUUUGCUGUUGAGAUGACAUGCGAUGUGAGUUACAAAACGCCUCCCUCCCUCGUUUGUAAAAAGUUAAAGGAAACAGGUCGUACUGUUAUUGUACGAGGUCAAGGUGUUCCCGAUGGACAGGGUCAUUCAGGCGCAGCUGUUUGCAUUUUCGAGUGCUACGGUUCGGAUCCUUUGGCAGUCAUUCCGAAGGGAAAAUCAGGUCUAGCACGAUUUAUUCAGGUGGAUCCAGAGACAUGUUUAAUAGAUUUGACAGUGGAAGGCUUAACUCCCGGCAAGCACGGCGUUCAUAUUCAUGAAGCAGGUGAUAUUUCUGAAGGUUGGAAAUCCACUGGAGAUCAUUAUAACCCCACCAACGAAAAGCAUGGUGAUGGUGUCCAUACCGGUCAUAUCGGUGAUCUUGGUAAUAUCGAGGUGGAUGAGAAUGGCUGGGGCGAUUUAGUUGUUGAAAGCACACGAGUCAAAGUCUGGGAUAUCAUUGGUAGAAGCAUGGUCAUUUCAGAAAACGAAGACGAUUUGAAAGAUGAUACAAAAGAUGGAAAUAGUGGAAAUGGCGUUUUUUGUGGUAUUAUUGCCCGUAGUGCUGGUGCUUUUGAGAAUACAAAGAUGGUUUGCGCUUGCUCUGGGAAUACAUUAUGGCAAGAAGCCCGUAUGUUGGAAAAUAAAGCGCAAUAA
This is a messenger RNA of Mycotypha africana, 699 nucleotides long. Its product is annotated as superoxide dismutase. Gene Ontology annotation, cellular component: cytoplasm. NCBI's taxonomy places the organism in Eukaryota, Fungi, Mucoromycota, Mucoromycetes, Mucorales, Mycotyphaceae. The transcript is spliced from 3 exons. The record is from RefSeq and is a predicted model, not a curated record. Gene Ontology annotation, molecular function: copper ion binding; superoxide dismutase copper chaperone activity. Bases 1 to 699 code for a protein of 232 amino acids. Gene Ontology annotation, biological process: removal of superoxide radicals.